This is a messenger RNA of Pistacia vera, 1604 nucleotides long. RefSeq lists its product as uncharacterized. Lineage: Eukaryota; Viridiplantae; Streptophyta; Magnoliopsida; Sapindales; Anacardiaceae. The transcript is spliced from 10 exons. The coding region runs from base 404 to 1405 and encodes 333 amino acids. Gene Ontology annotation, cellular component: membrane. The record is from RefSeq and is a predicted model, not a curated record.
AAUAUAAUAUUGGGAAUAGUAGUUUCGAAACUCUCAUUUGUUGGGUAGUUAAGAACGGCAAGGGUUUCUAUUUGGAAUUGGCGACGUCAUUUUCACACAAAUAAAUCUUCUCAAAAACACUCUCCUCUAAAAUUUUACUACUUUAAAAUCCCAUUUCGCUAAUAUUAUCCACUUGUAUACUAUAAUUUCCUCAAACGUUCAUAAACUUCCUCUUCUUCACUGUUUCUGCAGAACCCAUUUUCUUAAUCUCCAGAGAAAGUGAAUCAAUUUGCUGGCUUACUCAAAGGUUUGGAAGAAGCUGCAAAGCAUUUGCUUUUACGUGGAGUCACCUUUGAUUCAUUAAUUGUGUUUCACUGGUGCGAAGCAGUGAGUGAGAUCUUCAAGGCAUACUCGGUAGCCUGUCAUGACUGAAGAUACAACCUCUUUAAGUUACUGGUUGAAUUCAAGGGUUUUCCUCUGUGCUUUAUGGAUCUUAUUCGCCAUCGUUUCAGCAUCCGUUAUAAUAUGGAAAUAUGAAGGCUCCAAGAAAUCAAAAUCUGACAGGAGAGGAAACAAGGAAGAAACAGUUGGGUCAUUGUAUGAGGACCAAGCUUGGAACACAUGUCUUACAUGUAUCCAUCCUGCUUGGUUGCUUCUUUAUAGAGUGAUUGCUUUCACAGUUCUUUUUGCGUUGAUCACUGCCAACAUUGUCACUGCUGCUGGAGGUGUUGAUAUAUUUUUCUUUUACACUCAGUGGACUUUUGCUCUGGUCACAAUCUAUUUCGGGCUUGGAUCCUCAAUGUCCAUAUAUGGAUUAUUAUGCAAAUCCCACAGCAGAGUUGAUGAUGAUGGGUCUUAUCUUCCAAGCAUAGAUGCAGAACAACACCACUACAUACCUCCCAUGCUCAAGGAAACUGCAGAUGUACCCAAUACUUCCAAAGGUUCUAACACCCUUGCAGAACCUUGCACUCGUAAGACUGCUGGUGUAUGGGGCUAUGCCUUUCAAAUUAUUUUUCAGAUGUGUGCCGGAGCUGUAAUUCUUACUGAUAUUGUAUUUUGGCUCGUUCUUUAUCCAUUUCUAUUACCAACUGAUAUUGGUCUGAAUUUGAUUGUUAUUUCUAUGCACUCAGUCAAUGCUGUUGUCCUCGUGGGUGACGUCAUUUUAAAUGACUUGAGGUUUCCUCUGUUUCGAAUUGCAUAUUAUAUCUUAUGGACGUGUACAUUUGUCAUUUUCCAAUGGAUCAUCCAUGCUUGUUCUAACCUUUGGUGGCCAUAUGCAUUUCUCGACUUAUCAUCACCCUGGGCUCCAGUAUGGUAUCUUGGGGUAGGGUUGCUGCAUGUCCCUUGCUUUGGCGUCUUUGCUGCAUUGGUUAGGCUGAAGCACUUUGUGUUGUCAAAAAGUUUCCCAGACUCUUACCGGUGUUGACAUGAGAAGAAGUUGGACUCUGCCAGUUGCCACAUUAUCUGAACGGUUGCUUUUGAUAGAUUAAAUCAGGCAUCUUCUUGAUGCGCUGCUGAUGAUGGUUGUGUUUUGGAAGAAGCAUGUAUUGGUUGUAUGCCAAAUGUAUGGAUUGUCACAUUCAACUUAUUUUCAUGUUGUAAUGUUAAUAUCUCUGUUUUAAGUA